Molecule: messenger RNA, 1291 nt
Organism: Quercus robur (English oak)
Lineage: Eukaryota; Viridiplantae; Streptophyta; Magnoliopsida; Fagales; Fagaceae
Product: protein SAR DEFICIENT 4-like
Exons: 1
Coding region: 146-1174 (342 amino acids)
Cellular component (GO): cytoplasm
Source: RefSeq, a predicted model, not a curated record
UUUAUCCAUUUGUUUUGUACUUUUUUUUUCCGACCUCUGUACGUGACAAUACAGACAACCUAGACUUCGUCUUCGUCUCCCUCAUUAAGUUCCUCCUCUCUCACCCAAACCCAAACCCAAACCCAAACCUCCCCAGCUCUCAUCAAUGGCUUCAAUACCCAAUCCAGUUGACAAUGAAAAUCCCAACAAAAACGAUACAAAUCCCAAUAACACGAACACCAUUCCCAUCUUCAUCUCCACUGAGUCUUUGCACGCCAUCCUCUCUCACCAAACUCUAAUAAAUCACUUGCAAUCAUCUCUCCCUGCAGCCUCGUCCUCCCUCCAAACCCCAAUUCGCCAAAGCUACUCCGUUUCACAUUCCUCCUCUCUCCUUCUCAUGCCUUCUUGGUCCUCAUCCCCUUCUCUCCCCUACGUAGGUGUCGAGCUCGUCACCUAUUUCCCUCAAAACUCCGCGCUGAACUUGCCAGGAGUGCACGGAAGUUACGUGCUCUUCAGCUCUGUAACUGGGCAAACUUUGGCUUCCAUGGAUGGCACUGUGUUCACCCUUUAUAGAACCUCGUGUGUCUCUGGCUUAGCCUCGAAGAUUUUGGCUAGAAAUGACAGUGAAACGCUUGUGAUGAUUGGUGCUGGUGCUCUGGCACCCCAUUUGAUCAAAGCACAUCUUUCGGCUAGACCCAGUUUGCGAAGGGUGAUCAUUUGGAACAGAACAAUAGAAAAGGCAAGAAAAUUGGCUGAGGAAAUGAGUGAAAAUGCUGGAUUUGUUGGGGUGUGUUUUGAAAGUAAUGAGUGUUUGGAAGAAAUUGUUGGAUUGGGAGAUAUUGUGAGCUGUGCAAUGAAUUCGGAAACACCAGUUGUUAAGGGCGAGAGGUUGAAGGCAGGGGCUCAUUUGGAUUUGGUUGGAUCCUUCAAGCACUCGAUGAUGGAGUGGGACGACGAAGCAAUAAGGAGAGGAAGAGUGUUUGUGGAUAAUGAGGCUGCAUUGGUUGAAGCUGGAGAAUUGGUGGGUGCUUUUGAGAGAAGGGUAAUCGAAAAGGGAGAUAUUGGAGGAAAUUUGGUAGAGUUGAUUAAAGGAGAAAAGGUUGGCAGAAGAAGUUCAGAAGAGAUAACAGUAUUUAAGUCUGUUGGCAUUCUUGCAGCACAAUUGGUUUAUGAAACUUAUAUUGGAAAGCAGUAACUUGUCAAUUUGUUUUCUUUCUCGCACAUUUUGAUUUUGUUAAUUGUUAACAUUUCUAUGUGUCUUUCUCGCACAUUUUGUUUUUUUUAAUAAUUUUAACAUUUCUAUUCUGUCUAA